AUGGCACAUGGAUAUACUCAUAAACGCCAGCAAAGAAAUACAAAAAAUCAAUCGAUUAGUGCACCAUUUGGUUUGCAAAUUCCAGCAUCACUUCGAGACCCUCAAGAUGCUACUUUUUCAGAUAUAGAACUUAUACGUUUGUCAAAUGAUGAUAAUGCACGUGAUUUUGCACUUAGUCAUUUACAUAAUCAUGAACAAUUUGCAGCAUUAUGGAAUUCGACAACAAUUCGUCCAAAUACACGACGUUGGAUGCGUAAAGUUGUGCAAAUACAGACAAUCAAUGCUGUAUGCAAUGGUUUUUAUCGACUUCCUGAUACUACUAAAAUAAAUUUAGACAAAUCUAGAAUGGCUAGAUCAGCUCAAAAUACAAAACAAUAUGAAAAUGAUUAUAAUUAUGAUAGAGAUCUUCAGCAACGAACUUAUGAACAACCGUCUACCAUAUUUGUUGUUGAUGGUGAUUGUCUUGAUGUUUUAAUGUGUUUUAAAAAUCGAUAUCCUCAAUCAAAUCCUGUUGUAUUAAAUAUGGCUUCAUCAAGACAACCU
Adineta steineri is the source of this 543-nucleotide messenger RNA. Lineage: Eukaryota; Metazoa; Rotifera; Eurotatoria; Adinetida; Adinetidae. The record is from the annotation of a GenBank genome assembly.